GCGCGCAUGCGUAUUAGUGAUUAAAUCAGCUGUUACCCCUUAUCAGUACAAAACACGUUUUUUACUGAAAGUUAAUAUAUUUUGUAUUGCUUUUUAAUUAGAAAACUCUUGGAGGAAUCUAAAAUGACUGAGGAAACUUCAAAUCCUAAUUAUAUUUCUAUCGAGGAUGAAAAAUUAUACAAUGAUUUAAUACAGUCAAAAGAUUUGACUCUUAUUCAUUUUUUCACACCCUGGUCGGAGCAAUGUAAACAAAUGUGUGGCGCCAUUGAGGAAAUGAUCAAAUUAAAUGAAUAUAAAAAUGUGAAAUUUGCAAAAAUACAAGCCGAAGAUUUUCCAAAAAUUUCCAUAAAAGAUAAUGUCACAGCAGUGCCGACAAUAAUUUUUUAUAAAAAUGGUAGAAUUGUUGAUCGUGUCGAUGGUGCAAAUACAUCAGCAAUGGUAGAAAUUACUGACAAACAUUUGUCUCAAGUUUCAUCGCCAACAAAGACAAAAAGUCCUGAAGCCCUGGAAGAUAGACUUAAGAGGCUCAUUAAUCAGGCACCUUGCAUGCUAUUUAUGAAAGGAGAUCCAACUACUCCACGUUGUGGAUUUUCAAGGACAAUAGUUGCACUUCUUGACAGUUGCAAUGCCGAUUAUCAAACUUUUGAUAUUUUACAAGACAAUGCCGUUAGGGAAGGACUCAAAAAAUUCAGUGAUUGGCCAACUUAUCCUCAAGUUUAUAUUAAUGGAGAACUCAUCGGUGGUUUGGAUAUUCUUAAGGAAAUGAAUGAAUCAGAUACAUUGAAGGAAAUGCUUCCUCAAAAACCCGGCGUUGAAGAGAGAUAAAAGGACCAUCGAGAAAUUUUAUUUUUACAAUUUAAAUGAUAAUUCUAAACUUUUACCAUUUUUUGAUUAUAAAAAAAAACAGUAGAUUAAUAAAUUAUUAAAAUUUAUAA
Molecule: messenger RNA, 935 nt
Organism: Leptopilina boulardi
Lineage: Eukaryota; Metazoa; Arthropoda; Insecta; Hymenoptera; Figitidae
Product: glutaredoxin-3-like
Exons: 3
Coding region: 124-825 (233 amino acids)
Source: RefSeq, a predicted model, not a curated record